AUGAAGAUUUUUCUGGCCGCCGAAGAUACUGGAGCAAUCAAAGAAGUUGUUUUUGACGAGGGAAUGGACACCUCGGUCCAGGACGGACCUCAGCCCCUCAUCACAUCCUUCGCUGCUCUUGGUAAACUGAAGCACAUUCAAAAGCUGGCCCUGGUCACCACAUCAAAGGGCACCAAAUACAUUGCUGCCGCGCGAAAGAACGGUACCAUUGAAGUCUACCCAUACCUUUUGACCGAGGAGUCGACUCCGAUUUUCGUCUACUCUGCUGAGGGGGCAGAAAAAUGUCCCUGGAUUGGUCUUACCCAGUAUGACGACAAUACUGUGGUUGCCGGUCUGGAAGAUGGUCGACUCUUUUUCCUCGAUGUUUCGAAGGUCACCAUUGAGUCCGACAAGCCAUACGACGCCCCCACUGCCUCUGUCAAGGGCCCCUUGGCAUGCUUCGCUCUGGACAGGGAGCUGUAUCCUGGCAAGAUUGCCGUGGGUGGAAAGGAGCGAGAUUUGGAGGUGUUUGGAUGGGCUGUUAAAGGUGACGAAGUCACCGUGAGAUCCGAGUUUCAGGCCCGAAAUGUCAAGUCCAACGAAAUCGAUAUGCGGGUGCCGGUGUGGAUUUCUGGAAUUCUUUUCCAGGCUUCUGACAAGGAUGGAUUCAGAGUCAUCACUGCCACCAGACAUGGACAGAUCAGAGUGUAUGAGACAUGGCAUGGAAAGCGACCGAAGUGGGACUUCAAGGUGACAAAGGAUCCUCUGCGAACCUUGGCACCCGGUAUGGAUGCCUCCAACGUCGUCUCUUCAGAUGCCCACUCCUCUACGUUCAAGUUCAACUUUGCAGACAAUGAGAAGAUUGUACUGAAAAACAAAGACAACAACCAGAACAAGGAACACAACAGAAAGUCUCCCUGUGUCGUCGAGAAGUUCCCCGGAUCUCUCGGUGCCGUUUUGCAUUUAGUUACCACCGACAAUGGUUUGUUGGCUACCGUUGGUCUUGACCGAUACCUUCGAAUUUUUGAUCUCGAGACCACCGAGUGCACUGCAAAGAUGUUCGUGGGUACCCAAGUGUCCUCUCUGCUUUUCGUGGAUACCGAGCGAAAGACAGCCCAGGAAAAGCAUGUGGAGGAAACAGCUGAGAAGGAGGAUGACGAGCUGUGGAACGAUCUAGACAAGGUCGAGAAGAAGAGCAACAAGAGAAGGGUCGCUGGCAACGACGAGGGCAAGAAGAAGCUCAAGUCGGCGUAG
Messenger RNA from Yarrowia lipolytica CLIB122, 1233 nucleotides. RefSeq lists its product as uncharacterized. NCBI's taxonomy places the organism in Eukaryota, Fungi, Ascomycota, Dipodascomycetes, Dipodascales. The record is from RefSeq and is a predicted model, not a curated record. Gene Ontology annotation, biological process: ribosomal large subunit biogenesis. Gene Ontology annotation, cellular component: nucleolus; preribosome, large subunit precursor. Gene Ontology annotation, molecular function: protein binding.